UUGAAUCUAGGCUUUCCAUCAGUGGGCAAGUCUACGCUGUUGUCCAAUCUGGCCGGCGUCUACUCGGAGGUGGCGGCAUAUGAGUUCACAACGUUAACAACAGUGCCCGGAGUUAUUCGAUAUAAGGGAGCAAAGAUCCAACUUCUGGAUUUGCCCGGCAUCAUCGAAGGAGCCAAAGAUGGAAAAGGUCGUGGAAAACAAGUCAUAGCUGGUACGCUUCACGAACUCCAUUUAUUUCACAUUAAUAUUAUUCCACUACUUCUUGCAGAACCACUAUGGAGUUCAAAUUAA
Haemonchus placei is the source of this 291-nucleotide messenger RNA. The record is from the annotation of a GenBank genome assembly. Lineage: Eukaryota; Metazoa; Nematoda; Chromadorea; Rhabditida; Trichostrongylidae.